GUGCAGUCUGAGAGGGAAAAGUCAUAAGAACCCAUGUACCAGGGGCUGGCUCAUCGGUACAGGAUGGCAGGAGUGGACAAGGCACGGUACCAGUGGGUAGACAGGGAUUGCUGUGCAGCAUACAGAGUGCCAGACCCUGAAAAAUCAGAACACCUGAACUGGGAUGCUUGGCAGACAGGGGAUACCGUUAUUCUGGAGGAAACAUCUGGUGUUCUCCAAAACACAUGUGCGUCAAGGUCCCAAAUCGACGAGAACAUAGUGAUCAAACUUGGUCUGUUUCAUUGUCUGAGGCGCUUACUUCGCGAAUGUGUAUCAGAGCAUCACGCCCUGUACAGCUCCUUCGCCAAGUUCUUGUCUGCCGCUUUCUGUGUAGUAGAUCAGGAGGACAUGCAGAAGCUAAAGAAUGCCUAUGCAUUUUGUGGGAUUCAGCCUGCCAACCCCACCAAGCAACACAUUCGGGAACACUGCAGAACAAAGAUCCCUCAGCCGCACGAACUUCUCAAGAAGGUUGAAGGUGUUAUGAAGCUCUUCCAUUUGGCAUCCGAUCCAAAUGGUGUUCCCCUGUACAAACCCUCUAUGCUGAAAACAUGGCGCAUUCAACGUGUUCACAUCCUGAGAGGCUGUAUCAGUGAUACUGAGGUGUCUGGUGAGAUCCUGGUGAGGGGGCUAAAGUUGAUGUGGAUUUCAAUAAGAGGAACAUCUCAGCAGGAGGGCUACCACUUUCACCAGGCUCAGUGGGUCACUGGCACACGUGUUUCCUCUGAAUUGUUUCAAGCCCAGAGCAUGACCGGAGUGGCACGCUGGAACUUUCAGCGUCUGGUGGAUCUGAAAAUACCAGGUGUUCGGCUUCCGGGAGUGUUUGAUCCGUUGCUAAUUGGCGAUCUUAAUACUGCUUCAGCAAGGGUGUUAGGAACGGCAAAAUAUCCCAUCCUUCAGGUUUGCACCAAAGACACUGGAGAGAGGUUUGGGCUGGAGUAUGUGGAACCUGGAUGUCGCCCUGUUGUGCUGGACUGGGAAAAGCACAAGAGCAAGACCACUCAAGCUUUCAGUCCAGCUGAUCAAGGAAGCACGCCCACUGCCCAGUCUGCAGACCAUCCUGAAUUUGCUCCCUUGCGUUCUUCAUUGGAUAGUGCCCAUUUGGAACUACAGUCAGAACCAGAAUCCACCCGUACGCUGCCUGUGCCGUCACUGUCCUCAUCUCAUGGUGCCCAUGCAGAACCUGGGUCAAAGCCAGAAACCACAUACACACCACCCCUGCCCAUGCUGGCCUCACCUUCUAGUACCCGCACUGGACCGGUGAAGACUGGUGGAAGGGUGUUUGUGCUGGACCACAAACGUUGGACAGCGGCAAUUGAGGAGGCCAUUGACAGCUUGUUGAAUCAGGAGUAUGCAGCAAUGGUCCACAGUUCCCGUACUGUCCCCAACAGCAUGCUUCAUCCAACCACAAGACGGCACAUAGCACAGUAUGUCAAGCACUUGGCCAAACUGCUGAAUACCAGUACUUCAUUAAACACAAGUCCAGAAACACUGCAGGAACGACAGCAACUCUGGCACUCGUUGCAGUUGUACAUCCACCCUGCAGUUGUACAUCCACCAGCACCUGCUCAAACCACACCCUUGACUCCUGAGAGCUUGGAGAAAAUUGUUGAGGGCAUCAUGGAGUGGAAACAGCAGCAGCAACAGCCAGAGCAGAGAAAGCAGACAAAGACGUGUCUUGCCUGUGGACAGUCAAAGUCUCGCUAUGAGAACGAUGGCUCCUCUGUCCACUUUUUUUUAUCAACAAGGCCCUGUCAGAUAUUUCUACUGCUCUACAAAGGUCUUCAAAGCUUAAAGUGGUGA
Molecule: messenger RNA, 1839 nt
Organism: Tachysurus vachellii
Lineage: Eukaryota; Metazoa; Chordata; Actinopteri; Siluriformes; Bagridae
Exons: 6
Coding region: 34-1839 (601 amino acids)
Source: RefSeq, a predicted model, not a curated record